Molecule: messenger RNA, 759 nt
Organism: Photinus pyralis (common eastern firefly)
Lineage: Eukaryota; Metazoa; Arthropoda; Insecta; Coleoptera; Lampyridae
Product: high mobility group protein 20A-like
Exons: 4
Coding region: 106-753 (215 amino acids)
Molecular function (GO): transcription cis-regulatory region binding
Source: RefSeq, a predicted model, not a curated record
CCUCAAUUUUACUCUUGUCAAUAAUAAUCAUAUAUAUAAGAGAAGUAUAUAUAUGAUAAUAAUAUUUAUUUAAAUUAAUUAACCCAUUCAUUUCUCACUUUCAAAAUGAUGUCCGAUGACUCUGAGAACGAUGGCGUUUACGUUGAAAACAGUUAUGAAAACGACAUAUACUAUCAAAAGUACAAAUUGCUGCUAGAAAGAUGCGAAGCGGUACAAAAACACAAUCAACAGCUAGUUUAUAGGCUACAGCAAGUGAAAAAAAUUACUCAUAACCAUUACGAGGCGGUGAAGAUGCUAAAACAGAGACUAAAAGAUUUAUACCAAGAGGAUUGGACAGUCAUUCCGAAGGAAGAGUUGGAUGAGGAAAGCGAAACUUCAAUGCACUCGAAUUUAAAAUUCGCCGUGCAAAUUAAAGAGGAACGACAUAGUGAUCACGAGAAAGAAAAGGUGAAGGGUGCGAAAAAGGGGACGAAACGAAAAUGUGGUAAAUCAGAUCGUGAUCCCAAGGCGCCGAAACGACCAUCGAACCCAUUCUUCCAGUUCUGCCAGGAGCAACGACAAAUUCUAAUGGAGCAGCUGAACGCCGAACUGAAACCCGGCGAAGCAGAGCUGACCAAGCAAGAGCUAACACGACAGCUGGCGAUUAAAUGGAAAUCGCUUACGGCCCUAGACAAAAAGAUUUACGUGGAUAUGUACGAAAAAUCAAAAGAGAAAUAUGCUGUGGAAAUGUCCGAAUAUAAUAUGAAAAAAUGAACUGUA